CAGUCUGGAUGGGAAGUGAUAAUGGGCGGCGGAGUUUGGCUGAAGGCUGAGAGGAUGGUUUGAGUGUCGCGGUGUCAGCCUCCUGGCUUCCCUAGGCGGCAGCGACGGCCGGGCCCCAAACAACAGAGUGGUGUCCCCGGCCCGGACGCCUCCGUUCCCUUCCCCCCACCGGUUGGCUCUCCGGGCUCCGGGGCCAUGCUGGCCGUGGCCGCCAAUCCCGGUCUGGAUGGAGUCCCCCGCCGCCCCAAGCCCCGGCUUGGACGCCGCCAGCCCAGACACAUGGCAUCCAGGAGAAAGAUGUCUUGCCCCUUCCCCAGAUAAUGAAAAACUUUGUGAAGCAAGCAUAAAAUCUAUCACAGUGGAUGAAAAUGGGAAGUCAUUCGCAAUUGUCUUAUAUUCAAAUUUUCAAGAAAGGAAAAUACCACUUAAAAGACUUCAAGAAGUAAGAUCUAUUAAAGAUUGUCCCAGGAAUUUUAUAUUUGAUGAUGAAGAUUUGGAAAAACCAUAUUUCCCGGACAGAAAGUUUCCUUCAUCUGCUAGUGCUUUUAAAUUAUCUGAAGAUGGAGACUCUAUUCCUUAUACUAUUAAUAGGUAUUUGAGAGACUACCAACGAGAAGGAGCCCAGUUUCUGUAUAGGCACUACAUUCAAGGAAGAGGUUGUAUUCUUGGUGAUGACAUGGGUCUUGGAAAAACAGUACAGGUUAUUUCAUUUCUGGCUGCAGUUUUCCAUAAAAAGGGAACUCAUGAGGAUAUUGAAAAUAACAUGCCAGAGUUUUUACUAAGAAGUAUUAAGAAAGAACCCACUUCUUCUACAGCAAAAAAGAUGUUUUUAAUAGUUGCUCCUCUUUCUGUUCUCUACAACUGGAAGGAUGAAUUGGAUACCUGGGGAUAUUUCAGAGUCACUAUUUUACAUGGUAACAAAAAAGACAAUGAAUUGAUUCGUGUAAUGCAGAGGAAAUGUGAAAUUGCUCUAACAACAUAUGAAACAUUGCGCUUAUGUCUAGAUGAACUCAACAGAUGGUUUAUUGUUCUCUGACGGAUUUCCAGAAAGCUGUCUAUCAAACAGUGUUAGAAGCAGAAGAUGUGACUUUGAUACUUCAAUCUUCUAAGCCUUGUACCUGUAACAGUGGCCGGAAAAGGAGAAACUGUUGUUAUAAGACUAAUUCACGUGGUGAAACAGUGAAAACCUUGUAUCUCAGCUAUCUUACAGUCCUUCAGAAGGUAGCGAACCACGUCGCACUGCUGCAGGCCACUAGCACUUCCAGACAACAGGAAACACUUAUCAAAAGGAUAUGUGAUCAAGUAUUUUCCAAAUUCCCAGACUUUGUUCAGAAGAGCAAAGAUGCAGCCUUUGAGACACUUUCGGAUCCUAAAUACAGUGGAAAAAUGAAGGUCCUUCAGCAGCUUUUAAAUCAUUUCAGGAAAAACAAAGAUAAGGUUCUUCUCUUCUCCUUUUCCACCAAGUUGCUCGAUGUACUGCAGCAAUACUGUAUGGCGUCUGGGCUUGAUUACCGGCGACUUGAUGGAAGUACAAAAUCAGAGGAAAGACUCAGGAUCGUGAAAGAGUUCAACAGUACACAAGAUGUUAACAUUUGCCUUGUCUCUACAAUGGCUGGCGGACUAGGCCUCAAUUUCAUUGGUGCCAAUGUUGUUAUAUUAUUUGAUCCUACUUGGAAUCCAGCUAAUGAUCUUCAAGCCAUUGACAGAGCAUAUAGGAUUGGACAAUGCAGAGAUGUUAAAGUGUUUAGGCUGGUAUCCUUGGGAACUGUGGAGGAAAUCAUGUAUUUACGACAGGUAUACAAGCAGCAACUUCACUGUGUGGUGGUUGGAAGUGAAAAUGCCAAGCGAUACUUUGAAGCAGUUCAAGGAUCAAAAGAGCAUCGAGGAGAGCUUUUUGGGAUCUAUAACCUCUUUACACUAAGAUCCCAAGGAUCUUGUCUUACAAGAGACAUCUUGGAGAGAGAAGGCCAAGUAGAAGCAGGGAUCAUGACAGCCACAACAUGGUUGAAAGAAGGACCUCCAGCACAGGAACUAGAAACACCCAAAGAGUCUGACUGUCAAGAACCCAGAGGACAUCAAGGACCGACAGCAGGGAGUGAUCUCUGCAGUGACCUUAGUGAUAAUGAAUCUGUGGGAACCCCAACAAUAAAGACCACUAAACACAGAGCAUCUGACUCAAGCAAAGCCUCCGCAUCUUCAGGACAGCUUACCUUAUUCCAGUGUGGUUUCUCGAAAUUAUUUGAGGCAACAUUUAAAGCAGUUGAGGGGAGCAAUGGACACUCUGCCUCUGGGGAGGACAGUUUGGACGAGCAGCCCACGUGCCUCACCACAGAAGCCAGAGACACCGGCUGCCAGCAGACUCAGGAUAUUGUUGGUACUUCAGAACAUCAGCAACCAGAUAGCACACCAAGUCCCAAUGAAAAAUGUGUUUUUGAUAAAAGAGAGAUUUUAGGACAGAAUGUUUCUUCUGAGUCUGAUGAUGAGAAAAAUGUUAAAACUACAGCUGGACAUCAUUGCAUUUUACAGAACGGCACAGAAUCAGAAGAUAGUGAUGUCAUUUUUCCCACACAGUACACAACUCAGAGGGUCCCCAACAAUCGUAUAAGGCUUAAGCUACCCUUAAAUGGAUCUGAAGAUUAUCAUACAGAAAACCCUAUAAAAAUAAGAAAUAACAAUGAUGGUAGAAAGAUUGAUGAGGGAGGAAAUGGAUUAAUUUCAAAAAAUUUAAGUGCUGAAGGCAUGACCCUGAAGUCUAUGAUGAAAAGAAAAAGCACUGGUGAUAUUAGUGAUGAAUCAGAUGACAUUGACAUUUCCCCCAAGUCAAGAGUAAGAAGGCAAAGAGCUACUAGUUCUUUGAAGUUUAAGAGAAAAAAGGAAAAAAGGGAACUUUACAGUUUCCCCAAAACAUUGAAGAAAAUAAACCCAUUCUGUUUAGCAAAUGAACAUUGUAACUCUCAGCUUAUUGAUGAAUUUUCAUCCUCAGAUGAUUUAUCUGCCCGCCACCUCUAUUUCUCUAAACAAAGUCAUAGAGCAAAAACUAUAAAACACAGAAACAGUUUCUCUUCAAAAUUACAUAGCUGUGAUAAGAAAAAUAGCACCUUCAUACCAAGAAAACCAGUGAAAUUUUCAAAUGAGAGAGUUGUCCAUCAGGAACAGAUAUAUGAAUCAAUGGAUAAGCUUUUAGAUGGUGUUCAGGAAGUGGCUUACGUUCACUCAAACCAGAACGUGAUUGGAUCGAGCAAAGCUGAAAACCACAUGAGCCGAUGGGCAGCACAUGAUGUAUUUGAGUUGCAACAAUUUUCCCAGCUUCCUGCUAACAUUGCUGUGUGCAAUUCUAAGCCAUCUAAAGGAAAACUGAAUGUGGAUACAGUGACACAUAAAAAGACAGACCAGCCACCAAAUGAAGAGGGCAUCUCAUUUCCCUUUUACAUUUCACACCCCAUAACCCAAAAGAAGAAAAAAAUCUACCGAACAGACCAGAAUACGUUCAUAAUUGGAGAAACACCAAAAGUAAUCCGCAGAAAACAAUUUGAAGAAAUGGCCUCUUACUUUAACUUCCCUUCUGUAAAGGAAUUUGCUAAACAUAUAACUAAUGCUACAUCAGAAGAACGACAGAAAAUGCUAAAAGACUUUUAUGUUUCUCAGUAUCCAGAGGUAAAAGAAUUUUUUGUGGAUUCAGCUUCAGAGUUAAUCGGAUCUGCCCACAAGGAAGAAAGGAGAGUCAAGAAGAAAUCUAAAGAAAGAGAACCUCUUGUAAAAGAAAAGCUGUCAGAUUCUAAAACUUUGUCUUUUAAUGAGUUUGCCAACAAAUUUUCCCAGACUUACAGCCCCAAAAUAAAUAAAGGAAAAUCAGUUAGGUUUCGAGAUCAUGGUUCCUGUAGAGAAGAAGCACUUUCUAAUGAUGGGGAUGUUAAGAAAUCACCCACUACCUCUCCUCAAGAGAUUGACAGUGGGAAAAGCAGCCAUGCAUCCAGAGGCACUGUGGCCUCUCACUUCCCGCACAGGAAGUUCAAGUCACAGGAGAGCACGUUAGAGAAUACCCUAGAAGACGAAUGGGACUUCACAAGAACAGGCAUUGCAAGAAAUGGACACCUUUUCAAAUUGGAAAACAGAAAGACAGAAAAUCCAGUAUUAGAAAACACUUGUGUGGAAGGCUUACUCGGUGACACUUCUAUUCUUGAUGACCUCUUUAAAAGUCAAGGGAACAGUUCCACAGGACUGCCAAAGAAAGUACUUUCAGAGCCCGUGGAGAAAGCAAAGCAGAGACCAAAGGAUUUCUGGGACAUCCUGAAUGAGCAGAAUGAUGACAAUCUCAGUAAACUCACUGACUUGGCAGUGAUAGAGACACUGUGUGAAAAGGCACCCCUCACUGCAGCCUCUAAAAGGAAAGCAGCACUGGAGCCGUCUCUCUGGAAACCAAAUGAGAAGUUCUUAUGGAAAACAUUUAACCCAGGAGACACAGAUGAAAAUGCAACCAGUACACAAAAGGAGUGACACAUACAUAUAAAUGGAUUCUUAUACCAGUGAAUCACUCCCCUCAGUAUAGACAGGACUGUAUUCCACUAAUUCUAUUACCUUGAACAUCAUUGUCAACAUAUAUUUUUAUUAAAUUUUUGCUUUAGGAUUUUUUUAGUCUAAAAUAUCAUGAACUUGGUUUCCUUGAUAUCUGAUUUGAUCUCUUAUAAAUAUGACUGUUAAAGUAUAAACCUUUGUUAUGAAAUAAAAAACAUUCUAGAUUUUUUACCGGGAGACUUGGUACAUCUGUCCUACUGGGUAAUUGUAUGACCUUAGAGAAGUCACCUGCCCUCAUGUGCAUCCAUUUCCUAACAUGAAAAGUACAGGAUUGAACCAGGUCAGCAUAAGGAUCCUUCCAGUUUAAAAACCUUGGUGCUUUCUCCCAAGUUGCAUUUAAUCCGAGGCCAAAACAUGCCCCCAAAUCAGAUGUAUAUAGACAUAUUGGCAGUCAUUUGGAAAAUGAGUGUUUUCCUUUUCCCUUGGCAUCAUGUUCUAUUAUUAAGUUAUUUUAGUUGAAAUUUGUAAUUAGUACUGAAUAUAUGGUGUUGUUAAAAUGGUAAUUUAUAGCAGCUCAGAAUCAAAGGUUAAUGUUGCAUAACUAUGUGAGACAUAAUGCUAAAGUAAUAGGAUUUUUACCAUUAGCCACAGAUACCAAUGCUUCAACUUUUUUUAUACAACUUAUGAUUUAGUCCAUGCAAGUAAAGCUUUAUAUACUUUUGUAUUUCUUAAAUAGGAAGAAAUGAAUAUUUUAUUUAGUUUAAAACUAAUAUUUUGUUGAAUUUAAUUUAUAUUGCUCAGAUCCAAACUGGAAAGUGCUGUUGUUGAAUUCAUUCAUUUUGAAACAUUCAACCCCGGUAUUCUGUGCGAGCCCCAACUGUACAGAUGAGAUCCAGCUACCAGUAAAAGCAAGGAGAUUAUGUCUGUAAAGAAUUGUGUAUGUGAAGCCCCUGGCAUCAUGCCUGGCACAGCAAAGGCAGGGACCUGGGGCUGGUACUGAUCCACAUUUAGUUGCACUCUUGCAACUUGCCCUCAGCGAAGCUCACAGGGCUAUGGCAGGAGGAAGCAAUCAUCCAUAAAAUGACAGUGAGUCAAGUUGUGGUCAGAGAUCACUAUUAGAAAAGGGGACUUGGGACUGUCUAGGAUAUAAAGCCAUCACUUAGAAGUGAAACACACACACAAAACCCGAGUCUUUUCUCAAGAGCUGGAAUGACCCAGUAUGUUUUUCUUUAGGAUAAUCUUUUAUCCCAGAGAACUAUGAAAUAUAUUUUAUAUCAUGGCAUACAUAUGUAUUUAUGCAUAUAUGUAAUUGAAAUAAAAGGUUCAUGAAAUAGUAUUUACCCUUAAA
Molecule: messenger RNA, 5860 nt
Organism: Heterocephalus glaber (naked mole-rat)
Lineage: Eukaryota; Metazoa; Chordata; Mammalia; Rodentia; Bathyergidae
Source: RefSeq, a predicted model, not a curated record